Molecule: messenger RNA, 3666 nt
Organism: Vigna angularis (adzuki bean)
Lineage: Eukaryota; Viridiplantae; Streptophyta; Magnoliopsida; Fabales; Fabaceae
Product: probable disease resistance protein At4g27220
Exons: 2
Coding region: 1-3666 (1221 amino acids)
Molecular function (GO): ADP binding
Source: RefSeq, a predicted model, not a curated record
AUGGACUUUGCAUCUUCUGUUUCAAGAGAUUUAGUGUGUGGCGCAUUAAAUCAAUUGCGUUAUCUUCGCUCCUUUAACAAUUUUGUCAAAAAGCUUGAGCAAGAAGAGGGCGAUUUGAUUGUAACAAGAGAUGAUGUCCAAAAAUAUGUUGAACAUGCCAAGAGAAAAACUAGAGAGACUAGUGGACUUGUUGACAAGUGGCUGCAAGAUGCUAUCAGUAACAUAGGCAAAGUGAAUCAGUUGCUAGAAGAGGCAAGAACAAAAAACAUGUGUUGCUUUGGAUAUUGUCCAAAUUGGAUUUGGCGAUAUCGUAUGGGAAAAAAGCUAGCAAAUAAAGUUUUUCACCUUGAAAAGUUCAUUGAUGAGGGUAAAAGAUAUGUGCCAUUUGAUCGCAUCGCUACGCUUCCUUCAAACACCCUUGAUAUGCUUUCAGAAAAAUGCAUUAAUUUUGCGAGUAGACAAUCUGCUUUUGAGCAACUACUGGAUGCAGUGAAAAAUAAAGAUGUUUCCAUGAUUGGGUUGUAUGGAAUGGAUGGUUGUGGUAAAACCACAUUAGCAAUGGAAAUUAGGAAGUUCGUAGAAGCAGAGCAUCUUUUUGAAAAAGUUCUUUUUGUGCCUGUUUCUAGUACAGUGGAAGUUGGGAGGAUUCAAGAGAAAAUAGCAAGUUCACUGCCAGUUGAAUUUCCAGAAACCGAAGAAAUGCAGAGAGCCCAAAUAUUGUGCUCAACAUUAACUAAAGAGAAAAAUGUUUUUAUAAUUCUAGAUGAUGUGUGGGAGAAGCUUGACUUUGGCCGUAUUGGAAUUCCUUCUUCUGAACACCUUAAAGGCUGCAAGAUUCUCAUUACCACUAGAUCAGAAGGAGUUUGUACUUUAAUGGAUUGUCAAAGAAAGAUUUCCUUGCAAAAUUUAACCGAUGAAGAAGCAUGGACUCUUUUCCAAAAUAAAGCACUUAUAUCAGAUGCCACCUCUGAUACCUUAAAGGAUAUGGGAAGAUUAAUUUCCGAUGAAUGUAAAGGAUUGCCGGUUGCCAUUGCAGCUGUUGCUGGUAGUUUGAAGGGAAAAGCUGAGACGGACUGGAUGGUUGCAUUGAAUAGAUUGAGACAUUCUAAGCCAAUAAGUAUUGAAAGAGGUUUGACUAAUCCCUACAAGUGCCUGCAGUUGAGCUAUGAUAAUUUGGCUGAUAAAGAAGCUAAAUCACUUUUCCUGUUGUGCUCUGUGUUUCCUGAAGACUUUGAAAUUCCAAUUGAAAUCUUAACAAGAUGUGCAAUAGGAUUAGGUGUAGUUGGAGAAGUUGACUCAUAUGAAGAGGCAAGGAGUGAAGUGAUUGCAGCUAAAAUUAAGCUUGUUAGUUGUUGUUUAUUGUUGGAUGCAGAUCAUGAACGUGUCAAAAUGCAUGACAUAGUUCGUGAUGUGGCCCACAUAAUAGCAAAAGAUGAGAAUAAGAUUAUCAAGUGUGAAGUGGAAAAAGAUGUUAGAGUGGAACAAAAUUCAGUAAGAUAUCUAUGGUGUGCGAAAUUUCCAAAUGAUUUGGAUUGCUCCAAUCUUGAGUUUUUACGCUUACGGACAAAGAUGAAAGAAUUUGAUGGGAUUUUCAAAAGAAUGGGAAUGCUCAAAGUUUUGAUUCUUCUUAACGAUGAGGAUGGAAAAACAAGAUUGUCAACAAUAUCUUUCGAAACAUUAACAAAUCUUCGUUGUCUAUUCAUUGAGAAUUAUGAAUUGAGCGACUUCUCAUUUUUGGGCGGUAUGAAGAAUCUUCAAAGUCUCUCGUUAUGUCGUUGUUCACUGCCUUCAUUUCCUGAAUUACAAACCGAUGUUGCGAUUACACUAAAAUUGUUGGAGUUGAGGGAAUGUGAAAUUAAAGUGAAGAAUUUUGAAGUGAUUAAAAGAAUCCCGCUUUUGGAAGAGUUGUACAUUAUUGAUAUUAGAGGAAAAUGGCGGGAUGCUAACAGUGAAGACAAAAUUGAAUUCUUUAAGACGUUUAGCAUUCCCAAAACACUGCAAAGGUAUGGAAUUGUAUUAGGAUCUUAUAGAUUUGGCCAUUAUAAUGAUGAUGAUAUUUACGUUCAUGGCAGAACUUUAGUACUUAACCAUUUUGACAUAUCAAAUGAGCUAAUAAAGGGUUUGGCAAAAAAAGCAAACCAUCUAUUUGUACGAAAUAUUCAUGGAGGCGCAAAAAAUAUCAUCCCUGAUAUAUUUCAAAUUGAAGGAGGAGAUUUGGAUGAGUUGAAAAAGUUGGAGAUACAUAAUUCUGAAGAGUUAGAAUGUUUGAUUGACACUCGUAGUCACUCGAGUGAGGUGUAUAUAUUAGCAGAUGAUGACAAAACGGAGGAAGGUGAAGAUGAAUUCACCACAGGGCAUCCUGUACAAAUUUUCCAAAAUCUGCAGGAUGUAAAGAUAUAUAGCUGUCGAGAAUUAAAACAUAUAUUUCCAGCCAACAUUGUUGAUAUUUCAAUCUUCCAAAGUUUGAAAAAGCUACAUAUCAGUGAAUGUGACUUAUUGGAGGGUAUAUUCCCUGUUUCUUUUGUUGGAGGCAUGAUGAAAUUUAAUGAUAUAACAAAUAAAGAGACUGCUGAUUUGAAAGAUUUCUCUAGUCGAAAUAAUACUCAAAGUGAGGACAUUCAGAACCAUCUCCCCACUUUGCAAACUCUAAACAUAAAGCAUUCCGAUGCAGAACGUAUUUUUUGUCUUAAUGAACAUGAAAUGAUUGGCCAACAGGUGAGUUUAAGGUUAGAGAACUUGGAGUUGUAUAAUCUACCUCAAAUGGCUUAUAUUUGGGUGGGUCCCAAGAAUUCACUUACUCUCCAACAUCUUACCACAUUAGAAAUAAGGGAUUGUGGAAAGUUGGAAGUAAUUUUUCCAAAGUCUGUUGUAAGAUGCUUACCAGAGUUGAAGAACGUAACCAUAAGAGAGUGCAUGGAAUUGAAGCAGAUCAUCGAAGAAGACCAGUCCAAUCUUCAUUCUAUAGAUGGAGGCUCUGAAGUAGAGGAAAUUAUUGAAUGUGAUAAAGAAGCUUCAAAGAAUUAUUUUACCUUCCCAAAUCUGGAAAACCUAGAAAUAAUUGAAUGUGCGAAAUUGGAAAUAGUCUUUCCAAAGUCUGUUUUAAGAUGCUUUCCAAAGUUGAAGCUUUUGAAGAUAAGAAAAUGUAAAGAAUUAAGACAAAUCAUUGAAGGGAAUGUGGAGCACAAAAAAUUCUCUAAUCUUGUUUCUCUUCAACUAUGUUUCCCAAAACUAGAAGCAUUGUAUGUUGAUCAUUGCCACAAGUUGAAAAUACUUUUCUCUGGAUUUGCUAAUGACCUUCCCAACCUUCAUCUUCUGGCCAUAAAAGGUUUGAACUUGAUUAUGAUACCCAAUAUUAGAGAGAUUGAACUGAGAGACUUUGAUAAUGCAAGGUACCUUUUUAAAUUGUCCAUUGCUUCAUCAUUGAUGUUGGAAAUUUUGAGAAUUGAGGAAUGUCCUGGACUUGAGCACAUUAUAGACACUGAUUAUGAAUAUGUCAAAGAGAAUUUGAAAGCUAUCUUCCCUAACUUAAGAGAGCUCUCAGUGCGCGAUUGUGACCAGUUGAAAUAUAUUGGCCAAUAUCCCGUAGCUAAUCAAGAUUACAAGGAGACUCAUUCAUUUCUCACCAUUGGAAACGCUCCAUCUUUCGAGACUACCAAGUUUCGUUAG